AUGGCAUUCCUUUCUCUGUUCCUGCAUGUAUUAACAUUGCUCUCAUGGCUACCAACACUUGCAACCGCUUCACUUGCAAGAAACCAUACUGAAAUCCUUGGACUUCUGGCUAUCAAGUCGUGCAUCACUGAUGACCCACAAGGUGUUCUUGUCUCAUGGAACACCUCCUUCGGUUUCUGUCAAUGGCAAGGUGUUACAUGUGGUCGCCGACAUCCCAGAGUCACCAAAUUAGACCUUGGAUCUAGAGGCAUCGUGGGUUCUCUGUCCCCUCAUAUAGGAAACUUAAGUUUUCUUAGAGUGAUAAACCUAGAAAGCAACACCUUUGAAGGUGUAAUUCCACCUCAAUUAGGAAAUUUGUUUAGGUUGCAGAUUCUAAAUCUCGGCAACAAUUCUUUUGAAGGAGAAGUUCCAGCCAGUUUAUCAAAUUGUACUAGGCUAAACGUUCUUUGGUUGGGUCGUAAUGAUCUAGUUGGCAAGCUUCCACAAAAGCUUAGUGCACUGGUGAACCUGAUGACCAUAAACAUUCAUACGAAUGGUUUUACAGGAGAGAUACCAUCUUUCUUGGGAAACUUCACUUCUCUGAAAGUCUUAUCGGCCAGAGCCAAUCAUUUAAGUGGAAUCAUUCCACAUACUUUAGCUUUUUUUAGCAUACCUGGGAAUCAAAUCAGCGGAACUUUACCAAUAGAUAUAGGCUUGCAGCUACCCAAUCUUGAGAUUUUUCAGAUAUGGGGUAACAAAUUUACAGGAAUCAUUCCCUUCUCAUUUUCUAACUGUUCAAACUUGGUAGAGCUCAACAUGGCCGAAAAUGGUUUUACUGGGAAGGUUAACAUAGAUUUCAGACAUAUGCCAAAUCUAUGGUAUCUCGCUUUAUUUAAUAACAGUUUAGGGAGUUUGGAACCUGAUGAUAUGAAGUUCAUUGAUUCCAUGGUCAAUUGUAGCAAACUUGAACAGUUAUCUGUUCAUAUAAACCAAUUGAAUGGAGUUCUUCCUAGCUCUAUAGGCAACCUCUCAUCUCGACUAACAUCUCUAGCAUUUGGGGGAAACUUCAUUUAUGGGACCUUGCCUCCUGGGAUUGGGAAUCUUUUUAAGUUAGAGCGACUGAUUAUGUUAGCCAAUCAGUUCACGGGCGUAAUUCCGUGUGAACUUGGUAAUCUACAAAACCUAAAACUUAUAUACUUAGGUUACAACAACUUCACCGGGAACAUUCCAAAAUUUAUAGGAAUCCUGUCAUUGUUAGAAAAGUUGCACUUACAAAAAAAUAGAUUAGAAGGACAUAUACCUCCCAAUCUUGGUAACUGCAAGAAUUUGGUAUCAUUGGACUUAUCCGUUAACAAUCUUAGUGGCUCCAUACCGUUUGAGCUUUUUCAACUACGAGCCUUGUCAAGCACUCUAAACCUUUCUCAAAACCGUUUAGGAGGUUCGGUUCCCGAAGAGAUAGGUAGGCUCAUAAGCUUGACGAAACUCGACCUGUUACAAAAUGAUCUGGUUGGAGCAAUCCCAAAUGCCAUCGAGGGCUGCACAAGCCUUGAGUACCUAUACCUGGGUGCUAAUUUCUUUGAAGGUCCGAUACCUCCCUCAAUUAGUACUUUAAAAGGUAUCAUGAGCCUUAAUCUUUCCAAAAACAACUUUUCCGGUCAAAUUCCGAACUUCUUAGUGCAACUAAACUUGUCUUCAUUGGAUUUGUCGUUCAACAAUCUUGAUGGUGAGGUACCAUCGGAAGGUAUUUUCAAGAAUGCGAGUUUGAUCUCGAUCGAGGGGAACGAUAGGCUUUGUGGAGGCCUUCCUGAACUUCACCUGACCAAUUGUGCCAUAGCAUCAAGAAGGUCAAAGACAGGUUCUCGAACAUCACGUCUUAUUCUAAUUGUCAUUCCAAUUUGCGCGCUUUUAGUUGUAGGAGUGGUGUUGUCUUUUUUCUUUUAUUGGAAAAAAAGGAAGGCACAAGCAAAACCAUCAGCAGAAGCUUCAUACGUGCAACCGUUUUCAAAAGUAUCUUAUGAAAAAAUACUCAGAGCUACCAGUGAAUUCUCUCAACAAAACUUGAUUGGGACAGGGACUUUUAGUGCUGUUUAUAAGGGUAUUCUUGCACCAGAUAAUGGAAUGGUCGCUAUCAAGGUUCUAAAGCUUGGAAACCAAGGAGCUUUGAAGAGUUUCAUGACGGAGUGUGAGGCUUUGAAAAACAUAAGGCAUCGUAAUCUUGUAAAAGUCAUUACUUCUUGUUCAUCCAUUGAUUUUCAUGGUAAUGAUUUUAAAGCUCUUAUUUACGAGUUCAUGCCAAAUGGGAAUCUUGAAAGGUGGCUACAUCCAAGUUCAGAACAAGAGAUUGAGAUCGAAGAAGCUCCUCCACAAAAAUUGACCCUUCGCCAAAGAGUAAUGAUUGCAACAGAUGUAGCUCACGCCAUGCACUACCUCCACCAAGAGUGUGCGGUAUCCAUAAUUCACUGUGAUCUGAAGCCAAGCAACAUCUUACUUGACAGUGACAUGGUUGCUCACAUUGGUGAUUUCGGGUUGGCAAAGUUUCUGCCAUUAAAACCACACGAAAGCAGUUCAGUUGGAUUAAGAGGGACUAUUGGGUAUGCACCUCCUGAGUAUGGCCUCGGAGGUGAGAUGACAAAAGAAGGGGAUAUUUACAGCUUUGGGAUAUUAUUAUUAGAGAUGAUAACAGGAAAGAGACCAACCGAUCACGUUUUCCAAGAAGGAUUGAAUCUCCAUAGCUAUGUGACUAUGGCUUUGCCUGAUCGUCUAAUGGAGAUAAUUGAACUGACGCUAUUGUCUAUCACUCAGGAAGAAAUGGAAGUUGCAAAUGUCAACCAUGAGGAUUUAGCUAAAGAGGGGGAGAGGUUGGAGGAAAGCAUGAUUUUAUUGGCAAGAAUUGGCUUGGCAUGCUCCUUGGAAUCUCCGAAACAGAGAAUGUACACAAGCAAAAUCAUCCAAGAGUUGCAUCACAUCAAUAGUCUCUUAUGA
Messenger RNA from Erigeron canadensis, 2961 nucleotides. RefSeq names its product putative receptor-like protein kinase At3g47110. Gene Ontology annotation, cellular component: plasma membrane. Gene Ontology annotation, molecular function: protein kinase activity; ATP binding; protein binding. Gene Ontology annotation, biological process: hormone-mediated signaling pathway; protein phosphorylation. Lineage: Eukaryota; Viridiplantae; Streptophyta; Magnoliopsida; Asterales; Asteraceae. Bases 1 to 2961 code for a protein of 986 amino acids. The record is from RefSeq and is a predicted model, not a curated record. The transcript is spliced from 3 exons.